CCCCACGUGGUUGGAGGUUUCCAGAAGCGCUGCCUCCACAGUGCUGCGCAGCUCCGGGCCUACGAGGUGGUUUCUUGCCUCUAGAGCUCCAUCCGUCCCGCCACCAUGAUAAGCGCCAGCCGAACCGCAGCAGCCCGGCUCGUGGGCGCCGCAGCCUCCCGGGGCCCCACGGCCGCCCGCCACCAGGAUAGCUGGAAUGGCCUUAGUCAUGAGGCUUUUAGAUUUGUUUCCAGGAGGGAUUAUGCGUCAGAAGCAAUCAAGGGUGCAGUGGUUGGUAUUGAUUUGGGCACUACCAACUCUUGUGUGGCAGUUAUGGAGGGCAAACAAGCAAAGGUGCUGGAGAAUGCUGAAGGUGCCAGAACCACCCCUUCCGUUGUUGCCUUUACAGCAGAUGGUGAACGCCUUGUUGGCAUGCCAGCAAAGCGACAAGCUGUCACCAACCCAAACAAUACAUUCUAUGCCACCAAACGUCUCAUUGGCCGACGAUAUGAUGAUCCUGAAGUACAGAAAGACCUGAAGAAUGUUCCUUUUAAAAUUGUCCGGGCCUCUAAUGGUGAUGCCUGGGUUGAGGCUCAUGGAAAACUCUAUUCUCCAAGCCAAAUUGGAGCAUUUGUGUUGAUGAAGAUGAAAGAAACUGCAGAAAAUUACUUGGGACAUGCAGCAAAAAAUGCUGUGAUUACCGUCCCUGCUUAUUUCAAUGAUUCACAGAGACAGGCUACUAAGGAUGCUGGCCAGAUAUCAGGACUAAAUGUGCUUCGGGUGAUUAAUGAACCCACAGCUGCUGCUCUGGCCUAUGGUCUAGACAAAUCUGAAGACAAAGUCAUUGCUGUGUAUGAUUUAGGUGGUGGAACUUUUGAUAUUUCUGUCCUGGAAAUUCAGAAAGGCGUAUUUGAGGUGAAAUCCACCAAUGGGGACACUUUCUUAGGUGGUGAAGACUUUGACCAGGCUUUGUUACGACACAUUGUAAAGGAGUUCAAGAGAGAGACAGGGGUUGAUUUGACCAAAGACAACAUGGCACUACAGAGGGUACGGGAAGCCGCUGAGAAGGCUAAGUGUGAACUCUCUUCAUCUGUGCAGACUGACAUCAACUUGCCAUAUCUCACUAUGGAUGCUUCUGGACCUAAGCAUUUGAAUAUGAAGCUGACACGGGCUCAAUUUGAGGGAAUCGUCACUGAUCUUAUCAAGAGGACUAUUGCUCCCUGCCAGAAAGCUAUGCAGGAUGCAGAAGUCACCAAGAGUGACAUAGGAGAAGUGAUUCUUGUUGGUGGCAUGACUAGGAUGCCUAAGGUUCAGCAGACUGUGCAAGAUCUUUUUGGCCGAGCCCCAAGUAAAGCUGUUAAUCCUGAUGAGGCUGUGGCGAUUGGAGCUGCCAUUCAGGGAGGUGUGUUAGCUGGUGAUGUCACAGAUGUGCUACUUCUGGAUGUUACUCCCCUGUCUCUGGGUAUUGAGACUCUAGGAGGUGUGUUUACCAAACUUAUUAACAGGAAUACCACCAUUCCAACCAAAAAGAGCCAGGUAUUUUCAACUGCUGCUGAUGGACAGACUCAAGUGGAGAUUAAAGUAUGUCAGGGUGAGAGAGAGAUGGCUGGAGAUAACAAACUUCUUGGUCAGUUUACUUUGAUUGGAAUUCCUCCAGCCCCUCGUGGAGUCCCUCAGAUUGAAGUUACAUUUGACAUUGAUGCCAAUGGAAUUGUACAUGUUUCUGCCAAAGAUAAAGGCACAGGACGGGAGCAGCAGAUUGUAAUCCAGUCUUCUGGUGGGUUAAGCAAAGAUGAUAUUGAAAAUAUGGUUAAAAAUGCAGAGAAGUAUGCGGAGGAAGACCGUCGAAAGAAGGAACGAGUUGAAGCAGUUAACAUGGCUGAAGGAAUUAUUCAUGACACGGAAACAAAGAUGGAAGAAUUCAAAGACCAACUGCCUGCUGAUGAGUGCAACAAGCUAAAAGAAGAAAUAUCCAAAAUGAGGGAGCUCUUGGCUCGAAAAGACAGUGAAACAGGAGAAAACAUUAGGCAGGCAGCAUCUUCCCUUCAGCAAGCAUCACUGAAGCUCUUUGAAAUGGCAUACAAAAAGAUGGCAUCUGAACGAGAAGGCUCUGGAAGUUCUGGCACUGGGGAACAAAAGGAAGAUCAAAAGGAGGAGAAACAGUAAUAGUUACAGUACAUUUUGGAGUGGAGAGGACAGCAUACUAUGAAGCUUGGGAGUGAAGGGACUUCUGAGCAGAAAUGAGCAAAUGUCAGUCUUUUUACUGUGUUUUUGCAGUAUUCUAUAUAUAAUUUCCUUAAUGUAAAUUAGCUAACCAAUCAUUAAUGAGUGAUAAAUCUAACGGUAGAAAGUUCACAAUGUUCUGUCCCUAGCCUGUCACUUUUAAGCAUGUAAGGGGGUAGGGAGACAGUUUAUUGAUCACUUAACGAUCAGUUUGUGCUGAAGUGGCCAUAUUUUCAAGGGAUGAAAACAUUUCAUACAGAAUGAAGGUAGUCUGCCAUGUACCUAGCAUGAGACCAUAUGGAAGUUAAGAUCCUUUUAGUUGGCCAAAAGUGAUACUGUAAUGAAUGACCUGUGUGUAAAUGUGGUCCUUCAACUGAGGCCUUUGCAAAGCAAGCCAGCUAGCUAUGCCACAUUUGUAGGUGCAGAAGCUAGGUCAGUGGAAAACAAAGCUAUUUAUGUUAGGUUAUAGCUUUUAAAACUAAGGUAGAGAUGAAGUCCUGAAUGUUCCCAAGGCAUACUUUUCUAGCUAUUUUCUUGGCCUGUGUCUGGCACCUACAUCCUUGAUGAUUGUUCUUUUUGAUCCAUUCUGGAUUUUUUUUUUAAAAUAAAUAAAUUUGAAAAACAUCUUGA
Messenger RNA from Dipodomys spectabilis (banner-tailed kangaroo rat), 2832 nucleotides. It is a transcript of the gene Hspa9, whose product is annotated as heat shock protein family A (Hsp70) member 9. The transcript is spliced from 17 exons. Gene Ontology annotation, cellular component: cytoplasm; mitochondrion. Bases 106 to 2145 code for a protein of 679 amino acids. Lineage: Eukaryota; Metazoa; Chordata; Mammalia; Rodentia; Heteromyidae. Gene Ontology annotation, molecular function: ATP binding; misfolded protein binding; ATP hydrolysis activity. Gene Ontology annotation, biological process: cellular response to unfolded protein; protein refolding. The record is from RefSeq and is a predicted model, not a curated record.